AUGACCUUGGAGCACAAGCCCGGUUACAACUUCGAGGAGUACUACGAAGUUAUCAAGGUGACUGCCGCUAGCUACGACAGGAACAGGGCAACGUCACGCCGUCGGUCUGUCAAUUGGCAUGACAUUGAUGGUGACAACUGCGAUGGUCCAGACAUUGAGGCCCCAGCUGAUGGAGACAUUGAUGCAUUCAAUGUCAACAUGGACCCAACCACCCGGUUGCCCGAUGAGUUCUUCCGCCAACUCCCACGUGAAGACAAGUCCAUCUGGCACCGGCUGUCCCCCCAGGCCAAGAAGAUCUUGAUGGAGUCAUCCCCACCCAAGCCUGGUCCACCUGCACGACAGGCUCACCUUUCUGAAAUGGUAGAGCAGGAUGAGGAGAAGGAUCGCCCUGAACAAGUGGAUGACACACUACCACCCACCAUGGAAGCCAAUCAAGCACAAGCCAAGCCUGGAGCUGGUCCAUCCCACUCGGCACCCCAGUCCAAGUCAAAUGACCUGCACCCGGCACACCCAGCUCGAAUGAUGGGCACCAAACCCAAGCCACGUGAAGGUAAUCUUGCUGCUAGCCACCCGAGCAAUCGAUCCGCCCACCAUGCAUUCCACCGCAUGCUGGACAACGUUGAUGACAUUGCCUCCGGUGCUGUCCAUCCUUCCAAGCCUGGCCCUGAUCGAGCGGAUUUUUGGCUCGCCUUCAUCCAUCACCGCAAACGACUUUGGUGUGCCUUGAUGGAUCGAGGCGCCAAUGGAUUUAUCCUUGGCAAUGAUGUACGUGUUGUGAAUUUAUCUGGUACGUUCAUUGAUUUGAAUGGUAUUGACAAUCACACAGUUCGAAACCUCCAGUUGGCUACUGCGGUUGUGUCCAUGCGAAGUGAUCAUGGUCCCAUCCUUGGUCGCAUUCACCAGGGUGCUGUCAUGUAUGACGACCGUACCAUUGCUUGUCCCGGUCAGAUGGAGCACUUUGGUUGUUGUGUUCAUGAGAAAGCCAAGACCGGGACUGGAGUGGACCCCUACUUUGUCACACCCAAUGGUUUCAGAGUCCCCAUGGCCAUGCGCAAUGGGCUUCUGUAUGUCGACUGGCGGCCACCCACUGAUGCUGAGAUGGAAGACGACUCCAUCCCUUUGAUCGAUUUGACAAGCCCACACCCGUGGGACCCCUCAUGCCUUGAUUCGGUCCCGCCCGAUGAUUGGUAUGACACCCAAAGUACUAACAUCCUUGACGAUGCAGAGUCCCCUUUAGACAGCUUGGGCAGACUCCAGACUAUGGAUGACGAUGCCCUGACUCCAUCUCGUCCCACCCCCAAGCAGUCCAUUGAUCGUCGCGGUAUUAUCGCUGCCAUGGCCGACCUUGUCAAAGACGAUCUGGUCCCUGCCAGUGCUGAUGAUGUCCCCGCCCUCUUAUCCCGCCAGUGCCAUCAUUAUGACUCCAGCUCCGACGAUGAUUCUGACCUUGAGGAUGACUCUGACAUUGAAGAUCUCCAACAGUGCUUUGCCCGUGUCCCCGACCUUAUGCCCCCCUAUGACGACUCCUCUGGUGCUGAAGACUCAGACUCCUCUGUUAAUGAUUCUGACUCCAACACUGAGGACUUCCGCCAUUGUUUUGGAGUCCAAACCCGUGGCUAG
Messenger RNA from Seminavis robusta, 1620 nucleotides. The record is from the annotation of a GenBank genome assembly. Lineage: Eukaryota; Bacillariophyta; Bacillariophyceae; Naviculales; Naviculaceae.